This is a messenger RNA of Drosophila suzukii, 1380 nucleotides long. NCBI's taxonomy places the organism in Eukaryota, Metazoa, Arthropoda, Insecta, Diptera, Drosophilidae. The record is from RefSeq and is a predicted model, not a curated record.
UACAUUUUUUUUAACCUCUAAAUUAUACUCAGCAGCAGCCAAUUAUUUCGACAAUGUACUUAUAACUGAAUUGCACUGGAUUUUUCGAACCACUUCACAGCUAGUGAUUAAAUGUAUAUAAUAGAUUACAAAUAUUUUUGGCAGUAUUUUUGUGGUUCUCUUUCUCACUUCACACAUAGAAACUAUACAUACGCAUAAUAUAUUUACAAAUACUAUCAUUUAUAACCAAUAUAAUUCUUAUAAUUGAUAAUAUUAUCAUAAAAUAACUCUAUCCUGAUCUCAAGUGUUCCAGCUAAUGAUAAGUUACAGACUAUAAAAGCGCUGGUAAAAAUGGUUUAGCUCAGUAGAUUAUGUGGAGAUAUCAGUAUGAAAUUGUUCAUAGCACUAGUGGUCUCAUUUGCAGCAGUGAGUGCUCUCCCCAUCGAGGAGCCCGUCAACGGCGAAAAUGGAUGGUUUGUGCCCCAAGAAGAUGGUAGCUUUGUGUGGAUGAACAUAGAAGACGCUGAGAAGCUCUUAGAGAGAAGUGAGCUCACUGAAAGUCGUUCCAAUAACGUCUCCUUCUACCUGUACACCAAACAUAACCCAACCGAAGGCAAAGAGAUUAUGGCCGAUGCGUCCUCAAUUGAAGACUCUCAUUUCGAUAAGAACCACGGCACUCGUUUUGUGAUCCAUGGAUGGAAAGGACGUUACACCGAUAGCAAUAAUGUCAAUAUCACAAAGGCCUGGCUUUCAAAGGGGAACUAUAACGUGAUCGUUGUUAACUGGGAUCGCGCCCAGUCGUGGGACUAUAUACCUUCAGUGCUAGCUGUUCCUGGAGCUGGAACAAAGGUGGGACAGAUGAUAGAAUACCUUCACCAACAUCACGACAUGUCCCUGGAGAGUCUGCAGGUGAUUGGACACAGUUUGGGUGCCCAUGUUGCUGGCUAUGCAGGAAAGCAUGUGGGGGACAAAAGGAUCCACACAAUAGUUGGUCUAGAUCCCGCCAUGCCUCUAUUUUGCUACGAUAGGCCCGACAAGCGUCUGUCCACCGAGGAUGCCUUCUAUGUGGAGUCCAUCCAGACCAAUGGGGGAGAAAACGGCUUCCUUAGGCCCAUUGGCAAGGGCACCUUCUACCCGAAUGGGGGGAGGAAACAACCAGGAUGUGGUAUUGACAUUUUAGGAUCCUGCUCCCACCAGCGAUCCGUGAGCUACUAUGUGGAGGCUGUUACCGAGGAUAACUUCGGUACCAUCAAGUGCAACGAUUACCAGGAUGCGUUGGCCAAUGAGUGCGGAAGAACCUAUAGUGGCGUUCGAAUGGGAGCAGUUACCAAUGCCUACAUGGUCGAUGGCGACUACUAUGUACCAGUUAACCGUCACACUCCCUUCGGCAAUAUCAAAUAG